AUGGACGAUAUAUCUUGUCCCAAGUGCCCGUUCUUGGUAGACAAGUGGUGUGCUUGCGGCAAGGAGAAGCUGCACAGCCAGCCUUGUCACCUUCAAGCGGCGCACUGCGGUCGACCUUGCGGGAAGAGCUUGAAGUGCGGAUUGCACAAGUGCCGGAAACUAUGCCAUAGGCCGGGAGAGUGCGAGGAUUCUGCUAGUUUCAGUCGGACCUGCGGCCAAGUCUGCGGCAAGACCAAGCUAUUCUGUGACCAUACUUGCCAGAAUCCAUGCCAUGGUCAGACUCCCUGCAACGAAUCAGCCCCUUGUACGGCUAAGACGACUAUCGCCUGUCCCUGCGGCCUGCGUAAACAGGAUGUCAAGUGUCUCGCCAGCAGCUCCAACCCUACGCCAUCCCGCCCCGAGCUUAAAUGUGACGACGAGUGUCUUCGUUUAGAGCGAAACAGGCGUCUUGCAGCGGCUCUCAACAUUGAUCCCGCUUCUCACGCCAACGAUCACGUUCCCUACUCUGACACUACCCUUCGUCUUUUCAAGGAGAACCUUGCUUGGGCAGAGACCCAGGAGCGCGAGUUCCGGGUCUUUUCCAAGAGUCCCAGCGAGCAACGACUGAGAUACAAGCCUAUGCCCAACCAUCAGCGACAGUUUCUGCAUGUGCUGGCCCAAGACUACGGGCUGGAGAGCAAAAGCGAGGAUCUCGAGCCGUAUCGCUACGUUGUCGUCUGGAAAGGAGCCAAGUUUGUCUCCGCGCCGAGCAAGACCCUGGCGCAGUGCGUCAAAAUUAGAGACUCACAAGCAGCAGAAGCAGCUGCCGCUGCCGCAGCUAACUCGAGGGCUCCGACUCCUCCCCCCCUUGCUAUAGUUGAUCCGUUCAACGCAUUCCUCCUCACUUCUCCUCGGUUUGGCCUCACCAUGGAAGAUGUCGACGCCGCUAUUCGCGCCGACCUCGCAAGCCAGACGGCCUUUCACUUCAAGACGGCAUUCUUGCCUUCAGAUGAGAUUCUCAUUCGCGCUACGGCGCACUACUCGUCGUUCCUCACGCCUGCCGCCGUCGAACAGGCUUUGCAGAACAUGAAGCCUCGCCUCGAGAGCACGAUCAAGCGCCUUGACGUUGCGGGCAACAUCCUGCUCUGCCACGUCGACGACAACGAGAACAUUUCGCGUAGAGAGGACAUUAGCAAGAACGAUUCCUCGGGCUGGAGCGCCGUCGCGGGACGGGCCGCGGCGAAGAAGGACGAGGCCAAGGUGGAAACACCGGCAGCCUCGGGCGGCGGAUCUGGAAAACGACUGCUGCUUGGGUUGAAGAAGAAGAAGGCUGUGACGCCGAGCACGUCUUGGACGGCACAGCUUGAUGGGGAUGUUGAGUGUUGA
This is a messenger RNA of Trichoderma aggressivum f. europaeum, 1365 nucleotides long. RefSeq lists its product as uncharacterized. Gene Ontology annotation, molecular function: RNA polymerase II transcription regulatory region sequence-specific DNA binding; zinc ion binding; DNA-binding transcription factor activity, RNA polymerase II-specific. The record is from RefSeq and is a predicted model, not a curated record. Gene Ontology annotation, biological process: negative regulation of transcription by RNA polymerase II. Gene Ontology annotation, cellular component: nucleus. NCBI's taxonomy places the organism in Eukaryota, Fungi, Ascomycota, Sordariomycetes, Hypocreales, Hypocreaceae. The transcript is spliced from 3 exons. Bases 1 to 1365 code for a protein of 454 amino acids.